Lactuca saligna is the source of this 641-nucleotide messenger RNA. The record is from the annotation of a GenBank genome assembly. Lineage: Eukaryota; Viridiplantae; Streptophyta; Magnoliopsida; Asterales; Asteraceae.
AUGAAUUUUGCAGCUUCUUUGUGUAAAAGAUUAACUGUUAGCAACCUGGUUACAAAAAUUCCUGUCUACAGUUCUGCAAGAGAUGUAACUGGAGAUGGAUUAAGCAUGAUAUUCAGACGUUGGGCCACCAAAAAAACAGCAGGGUCAACAAAAAACGGACGUGACUCAAAACCCAAGAUGCUUGGUGUCAAGAAGUUUGGUGGCGAGAGAGUGGUACCUGGGAAUAUCAUUGUGAGACAAAGAGGGACUCGUUUCCACCCAGGAGAUUAUGUAGGAAUGGGAAAAGAUCAUACACUUUAUGCUUUGAAAGAAGGGUGCACCAGAGUCAAACACCACAUCUUAGAAGCAUCUCUACUAGCAAGAGUUGGAAACUUGAUACAUUGCCUUGUAGAACUGACCAAGAAUCCUGUUCUCUUUUGAGACGAAAUGUGUACACUUUAUUGUUGAAGAUGAAUAUCAAACAACUCAUGUGUGGCGUAUAUUAGACGGUUUACAUUUUGUUCAUUUGAAUAUGUAGAAAAUAAAGUGUUAGAUAUGCUAAAUUUGUUUUGUAAUCAUGUUCUCUUUUUACAAAAUUUUAUUGUUUAAGAUGAAUAUUAAAAAAACUCAUGAAACCUUCCAAAAAACCUAUAAGAACCGUU